ACCACCGGGUCCUCAUUACGCUAACCUUUGCCUUCCAUAACUUUACGGCACCUGAAUGCUUCUUGUCAUGGCAUCAAUCGUACAGGUGACUACUGGCCGUAUUCCGCAUUAUGAUGCGGCGACUCUGAUCAUUCCGGGAAUCACACCGUGAGUAUCGCACUGGUAGCGUACUGCCACGGGGCUACUAGUACUAUCUGUAGUUGGAUAUUAAGCGCCAAAAGCUACUGCGAUUCCCUGCACAUGGUAGUGAUGAGACGACUUUUCUUUGCUCUUAAAGUAAUACUCGCCACAGUCGUAGGCAUUGGCCUUGCCAAUCUUAUUGCACGAAGGCCUCGAUUGUCCGACAGCAGUCUUUUCAAAGGAAUUGCUCUCAGCCAUGAUCUAUCCCUUCAAAUAGAUUUCGGAGAACCAGUAUGGAUGCGAAUAGACCAAACAGCACACUACCGCGUCGAUACGGAUGAGGGCGGAGAAGAGUUUGCGAAACUCGUUCCACGGGGAGGACACACCGUUCCCAUCAAAGAUGCAGAGACGGGUGAAAGUCGCGUUUACACGGUGACGCUCUUUCACCAGCUCAAGUGCCUGGGAAUUAUCCGUGACAACUAUGCGGAAAUGCGCCCCCCGUCGUCGGUUACUCGUCACUGCAUGAAUUAUCUUCGCCAAUCAAUUUUGUGCCACCCCAAUAUCAAAAUCGAGCCGGUCGUAAAUAAUUUGGGGACCGCCGUCAGGGGAUACGAGACCGUUUGUCGUGACUGGACAAAAGUUUAUGAGGAGGUGGAUAAGCUAAAUGAAAUGACUUCGGAUGUGUAGGAGGUUUGAACGGAUACCUGUAUACAGAUAGGCCAAAAGAAAUGUAUCUGUACAAAUUGGACGAGAGUUUGCGUAUGUGGGCUCAUAAAAAGUUUGCCGAGGAUGACAUGUGCGUGAGAGAUCGUUGGAUGGUACAUCUGAAACGCCAGAGCGACGAAAAGUCAGGAAAUGAAUACUUUCAUUUGAUAGAGACGCCAAAUGAUAUGGCCAUAUCUUGAGAUGUAGUCCGAGUCGAGCGGAGCGGCUAGUACUAGCAAAUAGCUAGACGCUUGCGACCAUGCAGAUGAAUCUGUCAUAUUUAUCGAGGUUAGAAUGCACGCUCUCGUGAAGACUC
Molecule: messenger RNA, 1141 nt
Organism: Suillus fuscotomentosus
Lineage: Eukaryota; Fungi; Basidiomycota; Agaricomycetes; Boletales; Suillaceae
Exons: 8
Coding region: 241-807 (188 amino acids)
Biological process (GO): mycotoxin biosynthetic process
Source: RefSeq, a predicted model, not a curated record